CAAAGCGAACGAGUAACUUUGACCUAUUAUUUAGUUCAAAUGUAGCUACUGUAGGCAUAGCCACAACCAUAUUCACGAUAAAACGAAAUGAAGAAGAAAAGUUUUUGGUUAGUUGUUUUUUGUCUUGUCGAUGGUCGAUGUUAUUUAUAAACUAUACCAUACUUUUAAGGACUUUGUUAUUUAUUAAAAAAAUGUUGUGUGAGGCACAAAAGAAAUUAUUAAUUAUUUACAUGGAGCAACAUGAAGAGUUGCGUAGGGGACAAUUUACUGCAACAUUUACAUAUAAAAAAGCCCAACAACUUUGGGAAGAAAUUACCACAAACUUAAAUAGUGUCCCAAAUGGUCAAGCAAAAGAUUGGAAAAAAUGGAGAAAAACAUGGCAAGAUAUUAAAAAAAAUGCAAAGGCAAAAAAUGCUGCCAUAAAACGUCACAGGAAUAUGACGGGAGGAGGCCCAGCAUGUUCCAGCAGUCUCAGUGACCAAGAAACUGAGGUUUUAAGCAUGAUUGGCCCUAUGCAGACUGAUGGGAUUGGUGUUGAAGAAACCCCAUUAGAAUUUUCUUUUGUAGAACAAAGCUUGCCCUCUACAGAAACUCCUCUUCAGGAUGUUAUAUAUGAUAUUGCCGAGAUGGAUAGUGAAAAGGAAAAAGUAGACCAAAAGAUUGUGACCGACACUGAAGAGAAAAACAAUGGGGCAUAUCAGGAACACAACUACACGUUGGAAUAUCCAAUACAAAAAAAAGGAAAAGGUAGACCUCAACCACCUAGAAAAAUUUCGAAGACUGCUCGGCUACAAACUUCACUUGCUCUAAGUCAGAAACAUCUAGCUUCCAUGAAGGAAAAAAAUGAUAUUGAAGCAGCCUACUACAGAAACAAAAAUUUUAUAGAUGGGUUAAAAAUGAGGGCUCACCUACGGUCGGAAAGGUUUCAAAAUGUAUGGUGGAGACACCUAAAAAUGUAAAUACAUAAUUUUAUUUUAUUG
Diabrotica virgifera virgifera (western corn rootworm) is the source of this 980-nucleotide messenger RNA. RefSeq lists its product as uncharacterized. The record is from RefSeq and is a predicted model, not a curated record. Bases 138 to 959 code for a protein of 273 amino acids. NCBI's taxonomy places the organism in Eukaryota, Metazoa, Arthropoda, Insecta, Coleoptera, Chrysomelidae. Gene Ontology annotation, cellular component: nucleus. The transcript is spliced from 5 exons.